GCGCAUUCAGGUGCUCCACCAACCUUCCUGACCUCCUCGCCCUAUACAUAUGUCUACAGCACUCUCUCCAGCCCACGCAUCGUUCGUCGAGAGCGUAGAGUACAGCACAAUGGCGCCUAGCACUCGUAGGGCCAAUGCCAUCCUCGUCGUGGUGAUGCUCCUCGCGGCUGCCAUGGCAGCGCUGGCAGCCGACGUGCUGGUCGCCGAGGCGGCGGCUGAGGUGUCGUGCGGGGACGCGGUGAGCGCGCUGAUCCCGUGCGGGUCGUUCCUGGUGGGCGCCGUCGCCGGGGCGCCGAGCGAGAGCUGCUGCCGCGGCGCGCAGGGGCUGCGGAGGACGGCGGGCACGCCAGGCGCGCGGCGCGCGCUCUGCAGGUGCCUGGAGCAGUCCGGCCCGUCCUUCGGCGUGCUCCCGGACCGCGCCCGGCAGCUACCCGCGCUCUGCAAGCUCGGCAUCUCCAUCCCCGUCAGCCCCCACACCGACUGCGACAAGAUACAGUGAGCGACCGAUCGGCGGGCGAACUGAUGGUCCGACGCAUGCACGCGGGUGGCGUGAAGUGAUGGCACGAAGUGUUCGAUGGAGGAGUUCAUGGCUGAAUAAAUUGCUAAACAGUAUAACACAGCUACCUAGAACCCCUCACAGCGAUUUAAUAUUUCUGGCCGUCAGAUCAGGCUAAUGACGUUCGAGAUGGGUCUAUCCUGCCACAAGGUGCCUAUGGUCGUUUUGGCUCACCGUAGCAGGCCGCUGCUCCGCAUAGCGAUCUGGGAAUCCUCUCAUUAAUCAGGCCGGCUGAACGGGACAACCUACGUAGGCCCAAAAAUGGAUGGUUGAGGCCCAUAGCGUUCAUCCCUUGCCUCUUCGUCUCUCCGGAACCGGCGUUCUUCAUGCGUUCCUCAGCACUGUCGCGACGCGAUAUGUGGCUGUUGUUCUGCUCAUCUCCUCAGAUCCUCGACUUAUGAAUCAGCCUAGGUCCUUUCUUCUUUUCACCAAUACGGCGAUCGUCUCCUCUGGAUCUGGUCCGCGAGCUGCUUAGUUUCAACCAUGCGGCACCGACCCACGCUGUCAGUGUCCUUCUCCAGCUUUCCUCGGCGUGCAUGGGCCUCCAUGUUGUUCCCUGUUUCCCAUAGAUGAGGAGACGAAUUGUUCAAUGUAUAAUCUGUCAUCUAGGAGCAGGGAGUGGCUUGGCGAUGAUACAAAGAGUUGUCAAGCGGUGACCAACAUGUCCACUUGACUUUCCUUUCUUUUUUUGGGUUUUAUGUUGGUCCACCCCUGUUGCUUCACUCCUCGUUGAGCUCUUUCAGUGUUUUCUUAUAACCCUGUUCGAUCUUUUAAUAUGCCUUUUCUGAUUUGCCUUUUAGCAGGUUUCAGAGUUUGCGUAAUUUAGAACAGAAUCAUCAAACAAGUGAAGACUGAAGAACGGAGCACCUGAUAUUGGAAAAGUCCAACCUUAUGUCAAGUUCCUGAUAGUAAAGUUUCAGGUUGCAAACCGUGCUCAAAAGAUAGAGAGCUAAAUCCAAGGGUAAGCCAUCACAUUUUGAAACCAAUGAUCAAACUGGAGCCAUCGCUCAACAUUUGUACCAAUUUCACUUGCCUUCAGAAGAUCUGGUACAACAUGAAUUUGUUUUUCCCUUGA
This is a messenger RNA of Triticum aestivum (bread wheat), 1631 nucleotides long. Its product is annotated as non-specific lipid-transfer protein A. The transcript is spliced from 2 exons. Gene Ontology annotation, biological process: lipid transport. NCBI's taxonomy places the organism in Eukaryota, Viridiplantae, Streptophyta, Magnoliopsida, Poales, Poaceae. The record is from RefSeq and is a predicted model, not a curated record. The coding region runs from base 50 to 499 and encodes 149 amino acids. Gene Ontology annotation, molecular function: lipid binding.